Messenger RNA from Planococcus citri (citrus mealybug), 2817 nucleotides. RefSeq names its product armadillo segment polarity protein-like. The transcript has 12 exons. The record is from RefSeq and is a predicted model, not a curated record. Gene Ontology annotation, biological process: positive regulation of transcription by RNA polymerase II; canonical Wnt signaling pathway; cell-cell adhesion. NCBI's taxonomy places the organism in Eukaryota, Metazoa, Arthropoda, Insecta, Hemiptera, Pseudococcidae. Gene Ontology annotation, molecular function: alpha-catenin binding; transcription coactivator activity; nuclear receptor binding. Bases 303 to 2597 code for a protein of 764 amino acids. Gene Ontology annotation, cellular component: cytoplasm; nucleus; adherens junction.
GUAGUGGUAAAUUCCAUUCUAAAAUUUUGAGAGAUUAGGAAUUCUUCUUAUUUUCUUUUUUCUAUCGUUUAAUAAAAAAAGAAAAUUUAAUAAUACGAUUAAUACGUGAUUCGUUCGUUGUUCAAGUUCCAUUUGUUAUGAUACCUGCCUGAAUCAAAUCACUUGUACUUGUAAUAACAAAAUUAUUUUAAGUGCUCUUCACUUCCUUUCAUUUAUGAAUUGGUUAUUCAUAUUGUUCGGUGAUUCAUAAUCAAUUUUGUGUUUGGGCGUAGAUAUUCUACAGUGUCAAAGUAUCCGACAAUAUGAACGCCAUGAAAGCCGAAAACACAAUGAUGUGGCAGAGCUCCAAUUAUCUGACACCCCCAGAUUCGGGAAUUCAGACUGGAAUGGUGACACAAACUCCUUCCAUUAUGGGGAACGAUGAAGAUAUGGAACGUGGAGAAUUGUUCGAUUUAGAUCAGAAUUUCCAACCAGGAUUCACUCAGGAACAAGUCGACGAAAUGAAUCAACAAUUAAGUCAUACGAGAAGUCAGCGUAUUCGUGCUGCUAUGUUUCCGGAAACUUUGGACGAAGGUAUUGAAAUACCUUCUACUCAAUUCAAUCAAGGACAACCAACUGCUGUUCAGCGGCUCUCUGAGCCCAGUCAAAUGCUAAAAGUUGCAGUCGUCAAUUUAAUUAAUUAUCAGGAUGACGCGGAUUUAGCUACUAGAGCUAUCCCAGAGUUGAUUAAAUUGCUCAACGAUGAGGAUCAGGUCGUCGUGUCUCAAGCUGCGAUGAUGGUUCACCAGUUAUCUAAAAAAGAAGCUUCGAGACAUGCUAUUAUGAAUAGCCCUCAGAUGGUGGCAGCUUUGGUUCGAGCCAUAUCGAACAGCAACGAUUUAGAAACUACGAAAGGAGCCGUUGGCACUUUACACAAUUUAUCCCAUCACAGACAAGGACUUUUGGCUAUUUUCAAAAGUGGUGGUAUUCCAGCUUUAGUGAAAUUACUCAGCUCGUCUGUGGAGUCUGUUUUGUAUUACGCUAUUACGACUUUACACAAUUUGCUGUUGCAUCAAGAAGGCUCUAAAAUGGCAGUACGUUUGGCCGGAGGACUUCAAAAAAUGGUCGGCCUAUUGCAAAAAAAUAACGUGAAAUUUCUCACCAUUGUGACAGAUUGUUUACAAAUUCUGGCCUAUGGUAAUCAAGAAUCGAAAUUGAUCAUAUUGGCUUCCGCUGGACCUAGCGAAUUGGUUCGAAUUCUGCGCUCCCAUGAUUACGAAAAACUUUUAUGGACAACGUCUCGGGUCCUCAAAGUAUUGUCCGUAUGCCCGAGUAAUAAACCUGCCAUUGUGGAAGCCGAUGGUAUACAAGCUUUGGCCAUGCAUUUGAAUAGCCCAAGUGAACGUUUGGUUCAAAAUGUUCUAUGGACUUUGAGGAAUCUUUCCGAUGCCGCGACCAAGGUUGAAGGUCUAGACGGACUUUUGCAAUCGUUGGUUUACUUGUUGGAUUCUCCUGACAUCAAGGUUGUCACCUGCGCCGCUGGUGUUCUUUCGAAUUUGACGUGCAAUAAUCAGAGAAAUAAAAUAAUUGUGUGCCAAUGCGGCGGUAUCACCGCAUUAAUAAAAACAAUUGUCAACGCUGGCGAUCGUGAAGAAAUAACUGAGCCAGCGGUAUGUGCAUUACGUCAUCUGACGUCUCGUCACGUGCAAUCAGAAGCGGCCCAAAGCGCGGUUCAAAAUAAUUACGGAAUUCAAGUAAUAGUGAAAUUGCUCCUUCCUCCGAGUAGAUGGCCACUUAUCAAAGCCGUUAUCGGUCUGAUACGAAAUCUUGCUCAAUGUCAAGCUAACCAUGCUCCUUUACGUGAAUACGAAGCAAUUACACAUUUGAUUAGAUUGCUCAUUAGAGCAUUCGGUAAUACGCAACGACAAAGAUCAAGUGUGGCUAGCAGUGGUAGCCAACAACCAGACAUGUAUCCUGCAGAUGGUAUCCGUAUGGAGGAAAUUAUCGAAGGGGCUGUUGGUGCUCUACAUAUCUUGGCUCGAGAUUCGAUGAACAGAGCUAUUAUUCGAUCUCAUUCGGUUAUUCCGAUUUUCGUGCAAUUAUUAUUUAAUGAUAUAGAAAAUAUCCAACGCGUCGCUGCCGGAGUACUUUGCGAAUUAGCUAUUGAAAAAGAAGGCGCUGAAAUGAUAGAACAGGAAGGUGCUACUGCUCCGUUAACGGAGUUACUUCAUUCGCGUAACGAAGGCGUUGCCACUUAUGCCGCAGCUGUUCUCUUCAGAAUGUCCGAGGAUAAACCUCAAGAUUAUAAAAAAAGAUUGAGCAUGGAAUUAACUCAUUCACUGUUUCGUGAAGAACAAAACGUAUGGCCACCAGGAGGUGAUCUUGGUGUCGGGCCUGAUUUACAAGAUAUGUUAGGUCCCGAUGAUUAUAACAUCUACGGCCCUCCAAGCGUUCGCAGUGUGCACAAUUAUCCGGGGUACGAUACGAUACCCGUCGAGAUGUCAGGAUUAGAAAUCGGCGGAUCUAUGGGGUUGCCUGAUUUUACACAUUUGGACGAACUACCACAACCGCCUCAAGAUAAUAAUCAAGUUGCGGCUUGGUAUGAUACUGAUUUGUAAACGGUCGUGACUUACGUUAUUAUUUGAUGCGCCUCGUUUAUUGUAUACUUGUGUUAAUUUCUAAGUACAUAUUUAUUUUUAUAAAUUUACUUUUUUUAUAUUCAUACUUUUUUUUAAAAUUUUGUCAUUUAUAUGGGAGCAUUUAAUAUUAAUUUUUAUAGUUCAGCAUUAUUUAUGUAGUAUGUACAUAUUAGAAUAAAAUUUUUUCAUAAGUUUGUAA